GGGCCCAGCUGACCGGCCGCGUUGUUUACCCGCCCGAGCAGCCUUGGCUCCCGCCGCCCGCCCGCCGGUCAGCGCGUCUGUCUGCCCGAGCGUCCCUCUGUCCCGGAGUCCGCAGAUCGCGGCCCAGAGCGCGCAAGGCCGAGAGCCCGGAGGCCGGGGCACAGCGCAGAGCUCGGACCUCUGAGAUCCCGGACCGGGCCCGGGCCGCAGUGGCUUGGGAUCGGGGCAAUCACCGCCGGGCCUCGUCUCUAUCUCCGAGGCCGCGCUCCCUUCCCGGGCUGACUCUAGAGCUCUCCCAGACCCAGGCUGCAGCCCGCCCGCCGCGGGCGUGGAAGAGAAGGACACGCGGCUCCAGCGCCUCUCGGGUGGCCUCCCUGGAACAUGACCCCCCCGGGCGGGCGCCUAGCGCUCUGAUCCGCGGGGACCCAGCGCUCCUGCAGCCAUGGGCGCCGGGGACGGGUGGGCAGCGGCGACUGCCGCACCGCUGCUGGUGGCCAUGGCCGCGCUGCUGGUGGGCGCCGCAGGCCACUUGUACCCGGGAGAGGUGUGUCCUGGCAUGGAUAUCCGGAACAACCUCACCAGGCUGCGGGAGCUGGAGAACUGCUCCGUCAUUGAAGGACAUUUGCAGAUACUCUUGAUGUUCAAAACGAGGCCCGAAGACUUCCGAGACCUCAGUUUUCCCAAACUCAUAAUGAUCACUGAUUACUUGCUGCUCUUCCGGGUGUAUGGGCUGGAGACCCUAAAGGACCUGUUCCCCAAUCUCACGGUUAUCAGGGGCUCACGCCUCUUCUUCAACUACGCCCUGGUCAUCUUUGAGAUGGUUCACUUGAAGGAGCUCGGUCUCUACAAUCUGAUGAACAUAACCCGGGGCUCCGUCCGCAUCGAGAAAAACAAUGAGCUCUGCUACUUGGCCACAAUCGACUGGUCCCGCAUCCUGGACUCUGUGGAGGACAAUUACAUUGUGUUGAACAAGGAUGACAAUGAGGAGUGUGGGGACAUCUGUCCGGGGACUGCCAAGGGCAAGACCAACUGCCCUGCCACCGUCAUCAACGGCCAGUUUGUGGAACGGUGCUGGACUCACAGUCACUGCCAGAAAGUCUGCCCCACUGUCUGCAAAUCGCACGGCUGUACUGCUGAAGGCCUCUGCUGCCACAGCGAGUGUCUGGGCAACUGUUCUGAGCCCGAUGACCCCACCAAGUGUGUGGCCUGCCGCAACUUCUACCUGGACGGCAGGUGUGUGGAGACCUGCCCGCCCCCGUACUACCAUUUCCAGGACUGGCGCUGCGUGAACUUUAGCUUCUGCCAAGACCUGCACAACAAAUGCAAGAACUCACGGAGGCCAGGCUGCCACCAGUAUGUCAUUCACAACCACAGGUGCAUUCCUGAGUGUCCCUCUGGAUACACGAUGAACUCUAGCAACCUGAUGUGCACACCGUGCCUGGGCCCCUGUCCCAAGGUCUGCCACAUCCUAGAAGGCGAGAAGACCAUCGACUCAGUGACAUCCGCCCAGGAGCUCCGAGGAUGUACUGUUAUCAAUGGGAGUCUGAUCAUCAACAUCCGUGGGGGCAACAACCUGGCAGCAGAGCUAGAAGCCAAUCUUGGCCUCAUUGAAGAGAUUUCAGGUUAUCUGAAAAUCCGUCGAUCCUACGCUCUGGUGUCACUUUCCUUCUUCCGGAAGUUACGUCUGAUUCGAGGAGAGACCUUGGAAAUGGGGAGCUACUCUUUCUACGCCUUGGACAACCAGAACCUAAGGCAGCUCUGGGACUGGAGCAAACACAACCUCACCAUCACUCAGGGGAAACUCUUCUUCCACUACAACCCCAAACUCUGCUUGUCAGAAAUACACAAGAUGGAAGAAGUUUCAGGAACCAAGGGCCGCCAAGAGAGGAAUGACAUCGCCCUGAAGACCAAUGGGGACCAGGCAUCGUGUGAAAAUGAAUUACUUAAAUUUUCUUACAUUCGGACAUCUUUUGACAAGAUCUUGCUGAAAUGGGAGCCCUACUGGCCCCCCGACUUCAGAGACCUCUUGGGCUUCAUGCUCUUCUACAAAGAGGCCCCUUAUAAGAAUGUGACAGAGUUCGACGGGCAGGAUGCGUGUGGCUCCAACAGCUGGACGGUGGUGGAUGUUGACCCCCCCUUGAGGUCCAAUGACCCCAAGUCUCAGAACCACCCUGGGUGGCUAAUGCGUGGUCUCAAGCCCUGGACCCAGUAUGCCAUCUUUGUCAAGACCCUGGUCACCUUUUCAGAUGAACGCCGGACCUAUGGGGCCAAGAGUGACAUCAUUUAUGUACAGACAGAUGCCACCAAUCCUUCCGUCCCUCUGGACCCCAUCUCGGUUUCUAAUUCCUCAUCCCAGAUUAUUCUGAAGUGGAAGCCCCCUUCUGACCCCAAUGGCAACAUCACUCACUACCUGGUUUUCUGGGAGAGGCAGGCGGAAGACAGCGAGCUGUACGAGCUGGACUAUUGCCUCAAAGGAUUGAAGCUGCCCUCCCGGACGUGGUCUCCACCCUUUGAGUCCGAGGACUCCCAGAAGCACAACCAGAGUGAGUACGAGGAGUCGGCCGGCGAGUGCUGCUCCUGCCCCAAGACAGACUCUCAGAUCCUGAAGGAGCUGGAGGAGUCCUCGUUCAGGAAGACGUUUGAGGACUACCUGCACAAUGUGGUCUUCGUGCCCAGAAAAACCUCUUCUGGAACUGGUGCUGAGGAUCCUAGGCCGUCUCGGAAGCGCAGGUCUCUUGGCGAAGUUGGAAAUGUGACGACGGUGGCUGUGCCCACCGUCCCAGGUUUCCCCAACAUCUCCUCAACCAUCAUGCCCACGAGCCCAGAGGAGCACAGGCCCUUCGAGAAAGUGGUGAAUAAAGAGUCACUGGUCAUCUCUGGUCUGCGACACUUCACGGGGUAUCGCAUUGAGCUGCAAGCUUGCAACCAAGACGCCCCUGAUGAGCGGUGCAGUGUGGCGGCCUACGUCAGUGCCAGGACCAUGCCUGAAGCCAAGGCUGAUGACAUCAUAGGCCCCGUGACCCAUGAAAUCUUCGAGAACAACAUUGUUCACUUAAUGUGGCAGGAGCCGAAGGAACCCAAUGGUCUGAUUGUGCUGUAUGAAGUGAGUUAUCGGCGAUAUGGUGAUGAGGAGCUGCACCUCUGUGUCUCCCGCAAGCAUUAUGCUCUGGAGCGAGGCUGCAGACUGCGUGGGCUGUCAUCAGGGAACUACAGUGUGCGAAUCAGGGCCACCUCCCUAGCGGGCAAUGGCUCCUGGACAGAAGCCACCCAUUUCUACGUGACAGACUAUCUAGACGUCCCAUCAAAUAUUGCAAAAAUUAUCAUCGGUCCCCUUAUCUUUGUCUUUCUCUUCAGUAUUGUGAUUGGAAGUAUUUAUAUAUUCUUGAGAAAAAGGCAGCCAGAUGGGCCCUUGGGACCACUGUAUGCAUCCUCAAACCCAGAGUACCUCAGUGCAAGUGAUGUGUUUCCUUGUUCUGUGUACGUGCCGGACGAGUGGGAGGUGCCUCGAGAGAAGAUCACCCUCCUUCGAGAGCUGGGGCAGGGCUCCUUCGGCAUGGUGUACGAGGGCAAUGCCAGGGACAUUGUCAAGGGCGAGGCAGAGACCCGAGUGGCAGUGAAGACUGUCAAUGAGUCGGCUAGUCUCCGGGAGCGGAUCGAGUUCCUCAAUGAGGCAUCAGUUAUGAAGGGUUUCACCUGUCAUCAUGUGGUCCGCCUCCUGGGGGUGGUGUCUAAGGGGCAGCCAACACUGGUGGUGAUGGAGUUGAUGGCUCACGGAGACCUGAAGAGCUACCUCCGUUCUCUGCGGCCCGAGGCUGAGAAUAACCCAGGUCGCCCUCCCCCCACCCUGCAAGAGAUGAUUCAGAUGGCGGCGGAGAUUGCUGACGGGAUGGCAUACCUAAACGCCAAGAAGUUUGUGCACCGGGACCUCGCUGCUAGAAACUGCAUGGUCGCUCACGAUUUCACUGUCAAAAUUGGAGACUUUGGAAUGACCAGAGACAUCUACGAGACGGAUUAUUACAGGAAAGGGGGCAAGGGCCUGCUGCCUGUGCGGUGGAUGGCACCAGAGUCUCUGAAGGAUGGGGUAUUUACCACUUCUUCUGACAUGUGGUCCUUCGGCGUGGUCCUAUGGGAAAUCACCAGCUUGGCAGAGCAGCCUUACCAAGGCCUGUCUAAUGAACAGGUGUUAAAAUUUGUUAUGGAUGGGGGCUACCUGGAUCAACCUGACAACUGCCCAGAGAGAGUCACGGAUCUGAUGCGCAUGUGCUUCCAGUUCAACCCUAAGAUGCGGCCGACCUUUCUGGAGAUCGUCAACCUGCUCAAGGACGACCUGCAUCCCAGCUUCCCGGAUGUUUCCUUCUUCCACAGCGAGGAGAACAAGGCUCCUGAGAGUGAGGAGCUGGAGAUGGAGUUUGAGGAUAUGGAGAGCGUCCCCCUGGACCGUUCCUCACACUGCCAGAGGGAGGAGGCUGGGGGCCGGGACGGAGGGUCCUCGCUGGGCCUCAAGCGGAACUAUGAGGAGCACAUCCCCUACACCCACAUGAACGGGGGCAAGAGGAACGGGCGGAUUCUGGCCUUGCCUCGCUCCAACCCCUCCUAACAGCGCCUGCUGGUGGGGAAGGGGUCUCAUCUUCACUUUCUCUGGUUUGAAAGCCUCUGGAAAGCUCAGGAUUCUCAUGGCUCUGCCACGAGGUCACGCAGAGCUCAGAGAUGGUCGUUCCCAUCUCAGCUCAUCUUAGAACCACAGGGCACACUCAAUCUGGUUGCCAAUGUGACGCAUCGUCUGAGGCUUUAACUCGGGGAAGGGAGAGAGGAGGGCUUUCCGCAGCUGCUACCCUUUUGGCAACGACAGUUUCAAACCAGGAUGUGUUCUAGUUUUCUUUUUCUAGAAGAUUGAAAGUACCUGUUUUUAUAGUUUCUUUUUUUUUUUUUUUUUUGCUGGUAUCUGAGCUAUAGUAUAAAAGAUAAGACUUCUUCAUGGAACAAAAGUUUGAAAGGAAAAAAAAAAGAGAGAAAACCCACAACCCUGUCUCAGGAGAAUUCCAAGCUUUACAGGGUGGGCUUAAGAAGGUUGUUUUUUUUUCUUUCUUUCUUUCUUUUUUUUUUUUGUAGAGACAGAGUCUCAUCUUUACUGCCCUCGGUAGAGUGCCGUGGCAUCACACGGCUCACAGCAACCUCCAGCUCUUGGGCUUAUGUGAUUCUCUUGCCACAGCCUCCCGGGCCGCUGGGAUUACAGGCGCCUGCCUCGACACCCGGCUAUUUCUUUGUUGUUGCAGUUUGGCCGGGGCUGGGUUUGAACCCACCACCUCAGCAUAUGGGGCCGGCGCCCUACUCACUGAGCCACAGGCGCCGCCCUGUUUUUUUUUUUUUUUCUUUUCCUCAUCCAGGCUGAAGGAUUUUUUUUUUCUUUACAAAAUCAGUUCCUCAAAUUGACCAACAGCUGCUGCUUUUAUACUUUUGAUAAGGGCCUGCAGUCCUGCUGUGUGCCCACAUGUGCAACGAGUGUGUGUGUGUGUCCAGGAUAGACACGGAUGGUAGGUGUGCCUGUGCAAAGUGCUCAUGCUGAGUUGAUGCUUUGGGAACCAGGUCAUGAAGGUUCUCUCAGGUCCUUUCUCUCCUUCCUUCCUACCCAGUGGGAGACUGUGCCCUCACCAGAUUCCUUUUGUAGCAGAAGUCUAUCCUCAGGUGUCUUCCCUCCCUUCACGUUAGUGGAAAAAAAAUGUUUUCUGGGAGCAAAGGGAGGAACAUUUACUUUGGAGUGAUUCUGGAUCUUUUUAAGGCCAAACAAAGCCAGGACAUUAAAAAAAAAAAAAAAAGAAGAAAAGAAAAAAGAAAAAGGAGAGGAAUAAGGAAAAAAAAACAACAAAAAAACAAAAACCAAAA
Molecule: messenger RNA, 5880 nt
Organism: Nycticebus coucang (slow loris)
Lineage: Eukaryota; Metazoa; Chordata; Mammalia; Primates; Lorisidae
Gene: INSR
Product: insulin receptor
Exons: 22
Coding region: 443-4597 (1384 amino acids)
Biological process (GO): positive regulation of phosphatidylinositol 3-kinase/protein kinase B signal transduction; positive regulation of MAPK cascade; positive regulation of kinase activity
Cellular component (GO): insulin receptor complex; axon; membrane
Molecular function (GO): insulin receptor activity; ATP binding; phosphatidylinositol 3-kinase binding
Source: RefSeq, a predicted model, not a curated record